GCUUUUGAAUUAAAAGAUCCCAGCGUGGGCUUAUAAUAAUAAUAGAGCUGAAAAAAAUUGAAAUAAAAUUAGGGCUGAAAACUGAAAGUUAUAUUUAUGUGUUAGAAAUCUGCAUGCGGUCGCGUGAAGGUGUGUACAUUCAGCAUGUGUGUCAGCACACUUCCUGUUCAACAGAGAUACAGAUUAGGCCAACGCGGACAGCUUUCAGUGUUCUGCAAAAUUUAGGUCCUGAGGAAGCUGCAUAGAAGAGCAAUUAUAUUUUCCCUUGCUGAUGCCAUUUUUGUGUUUGCUCUACGAAUUCUUCACUAUGUACUCCAUGUGUGUAUUUUGAAUACAAAGAAUGUAAUAUAAAAGAAAAAAUUCAGUAUGUGCGUUUUUUUGUUUUUUUUCACUUUGUGCCUGCUAGACUGAUCUUUAUGAUUAUUUAAACUACAUUUACGUCUGCAAGUAAGAGGCUAAUGGUAUUGCUCCACAAAACUAGCAAUGGUAUGAUUUUUUUGAGGGAGGGGUGUUUUCCUUAUUAUACAAAAUUACAAACUAGAAAUAUAAAUUCUAAUUGUAACUAACGUGACUCUAGGUUAGAUAGAAUUAUUCUGGCUUGACCCAAAAGGUUUUUGCACCUUGGUCCGUAAAACAAAUCACCUUGCCCAACCCGCAACAGCCUGGUUGCAUAUAUUGGAUAGGGCUUGGGUGCUUGUACCAUAUGCCCAUGGUGCAACCACUAACUUUCUGCUGCGCUGUCUUUUGUACUGCAAAUGCUUUUCACAAUCAGUUGCAAAUAAUCAAUGACUCAUCUUGAAGAAAACAAUAGCAUUGAAAACUUAAUCCUUUUUUGUUGUUGUUGUUGUCUCCCCUUGAACAACUUGCCUAAAAAUCUCACAAACCAAGUUUUUCAACAAACAUUUAAAAAAAUAUUCCAACCAGCUUCAAUAAAAGGGGAAAUGAAAAAGGAAGUGGAUUAUAAGUCAACAUAUAUAUAUUAUACACACUUUUAAACUUCAAAUCCUGUAUUAUUUUACAAAUGGAUAUGAUCAUAUCAACCAAAAUAUCAAAUGACUCUGCCUAAGCACACACGCAAGCAGCUUACCAAAAAUAUGCUGUCUCAGGAUGGCCACUAUGAAAACGGAGAGAUUGCAGAUCAGAACUAAAAAUAUUAAUUAAAAACCCUUUAAAACGGUACGUUUUAUUUUAAAGAGUCAGAGCAAUAAAGAAAAUAAGUUAUGGUAAACUGCCCUGGGUGCAACAAGACCUAGGGGCAACAGUUUUCACCAUCUUCGAAAAUAAAGCAAGUUGAGCUGAGUGAAAAAAAAAAUUAACAGAGCACCUUCCCUUGGGUUGUUGUUGACGUAUCUAUUGAUAAUAUCUUAAAAGUAUAGAUCUUCAGCUUUUGUUGUUUUUUUGUAUACUUUGUAAAAUAAGCAACUUUCCCUAAAUUUUAGGAGCAUUACAAGUCCUAAAUAGUUGAUAAUAACUUCCAAAAAAACUAACAAACAAAUGUUGCAUUUCGUGGGAUUCGGUUUUAUUGUAAAAUCCCUUCCUAGUGUUAGAAAAAAAGUACAACAAUUGAUUUGAAAAUGUGCAUUUUACGACCCAUGUAUGUUAGGAACGUUACUGGACAAGUAAUGCUAACCAAAGCAGACAAAAAAAGUUUUCCUGGCUCCUGUCAGAAGAAGAGGAUUCGAACACAGUAUUUAUUAUCAGUCAGGGCAAACUUAAAACUGUAUGAUGGUUAAAAAAAAGAGCAAGUAAUUUGAGAUAGAAUAUUAUGAAAAGGGAGCAUUUAAUUCCUGUUAGGACUAUUACCGGACAAGCAAAUGAAAUGGAAAAACUCUAAAAGAGGCGAUUUAUCUCAUAGUUAUAGAUGCAAAACAUACAUUUAAACAAAGGGCAACUAACAACAUUAUAAAUAUGACCUGAAAAAGAAACAAACUAAUGCAUAUUAUUAUUAAAGCGGAAGAACUGAUUUUUUUGUUAGGAUAGUUACGGGACAAACAAUUUAAACAGAAAAUGUGCUUAGCCUGAAAUGUCUGAAAGAAAUUUGAGCAUAACUUGUGCUAACACUGAGUAUCAACUUAAAACAUAAUGAUAUCGCAGAUAACUCUUGGAGCAGGGUAUUUGAAAGUUAAGGGGAAAGGAGCUGUUAGGAACAUCACCGAAAGCAAAAGAAACUUCCUGCAGGGGACAUUGAGAUAGCUCAACCAAUUAAAUCACAGUAAAGAUGAAUAAAAUGAAAUAAAGAAAAGCAUCAUAAUGAAAUGUCAAAAUUAAUCCCAAAAAUUCCAAAGUGUUAGGAAGGUAACAGAUUUACUUUCGCGUGUAACCAACCUUCCUAUCAAAGAUCAGAUUACUUCUCAUAACUCCGAGAACGCUUUGGUUGAACACGAGUGGGGACCAGUAAUGUGGGGGUUUUCUAUAACAUUUUGUGAAUUUAAAUGGUGCUGCAUUUUAAGUAUAUCAGUUUUUGAAUUAGAACCAUUGUCAGAUAGAUUACAUGGGACAAGAUCGAUGUUGUCGUCCAAAUUCACAUUCUUCGGUACUAAGCCUAAGUUCUCGUUUUCUUUGCACUUGCACUAAGAGCCGACUGUAAAUUGCAGUGUAUUUAAGCAUUCUAUGCAUCUUAAAAGUUUCAUAACUUGAUGAAAUCAUAAUAAAAAGAGAAAAAACGUUAACCUCGUGUUAGCAACAUUACAUUAUGUUUGGAACAUAACAAGGCUAACAACAGCAGACGACGCACUGAAACAACCUGUACAGAGCCCCUCAAUUUGGCAAAUGACGCCAAAGCAGGCAAACAAAAGCUAAUAGCAAAAGCAGUUUCUAAAAAUAGUGAUCGGAAACUCCGUCUAUGAUGAAGUUAGUGCAGAAACAGAAGUGCAGGAACAUUACAUCUGGACGACGCACAAAAAUGGAUCCUUCAAAAGACGCGGAGGCUGAAGUAUUCAUACGUACUGAGUUCAACCUACAGAUGGCAAGGCAUAGAACAGUCACUAUUCAUCAGGUUUAUUUUUGCCCUGUAGUUGCGGACUGUGGCAUGGACAUUUUGAUUGGAAAUUUGAAAAGUGACUUAUCAAACCUGUUUGGUGAGCCAAAGAAUCAAGUGUGGACUCACAGGAACAGAGUCUUGGAGAACGAAAAGACUUUCAGACAGUAUAAUUUUGACUACCAUCAUGAUGACAGGAGACCACUGAAAGUUCAUGUGCGCUCAGUUAAACAUUUUGAAUAGAGAAUGCUUGUUGGUUCUCAUCAUGUUAGGGAGCUGGGGAAAUUUUUACAAACAUUGUUUUGUACAUUUUUUCUUCUUUUUUUUUUUGGUGGGGGGGGGGGGGCACUUUAACACCUUCUAAUAUUACAUUAUUUUUUUUUUACAGGAUGCAAGAAAAGAAACAUUUAGGAGAAAAUUAUGUAAUUGUUAAAGAAGCUUUCAAGAUUUUAAUAAUAAAAAACACCAGUUCUGUACUUUAUGCAAAGCAUUGUACAUGUAAUGAAACCAGGCACUCAUCCAGAUAAUAAAAUGGAAGAUACCGGCAUUUUUUUAGCUGGUUUGGAAGUUUUUAUCUAAUUUGUGGGGGGGGGGGGGAGGCUCAACACAUUUUAUGUCCAUUUAAAAACAUAUUCUGUGUGGAUCAUACUGAAAAGUGUUGUUAAAGGCACAAAAAAUGUGAAUUUUCCGUUUCCGAGGACACGCAAGCUUAGAAAGUCACCAAACUUUAACAACCAUUUUCUAGAUAUCUAUACUUUUACCUCUAAAAGGAGGCCAACCCUACCUCUUUAAUAAAUCGUAAAUAUCUUGAAUUCUAUUCAAAUAAUAGAGAGGUAUUUUUUUCAUCAAAAGCAAGAUCAAUGAACAAGCUUUAAGGUGAUACAGAUACCUUCAUAUGCCCUAAAAGUGACGAGCGCCUGAUUCCAUCGCAUCAUUACAUAUAUUAUGCGUUGUAUUGAUUUUCAUCUCCGUUGGCUUAGUAGGCCUACUUAGUAUUCCCUGAUCAAAACAUGACUAGGUCUUACAGCCUGUAGCUUGCGCCUGCAAGUUUUGCCACCUAAGUAUGUGAUUUUUACAGAAAUGAAAAGUAAACGCAACAAACGUCAUUCUCUAAGCGUGGUCAGAACUAGUACAUGUACCUGUAGACUACCGUCACAUCUGGCAAGUUGAGACGAAAUCCACAAUCAACUUCUUUUUUUUUUUAAAGCAAGAUUUUUACCGCUUAAUGAACUGAUUUGAGACACUUUUUUAUUUUACUAAAAGCGACAAAAAUGGUUAGCCUUUCUAGACAAUUCUGAACAUACCCUGUGUGUGCCACUCAAGUUUUUUAAACGGUUCACAUGAUUUCUUUUGUGAUGGUCGAAAGCUUGCUGGUUGUUCUGUCCAUUCUUGAUUAUUUGUGUAAGCCAUUUGAUUUUGCUUCAAUGUUCUUCAUGUUUAAAAUCUGUCCCUCUUUGUUGAAUUUGAAGCUGUAUUAUAAGUAUGGUUUGACACUGAUAAAAAUUAAAAAGCAGCUCCUGAGACUAGAAUACAGAUGUGUACCUGAAUGAAACUAUUGUUGGCUAUUUGACUUGCUGAAACAAAAUUUAACAAGAUAAGAUCGUGCAAUCUGUUGGAUUUUUUUAUCAUUAUACUGGCAGUUUUUUGAGUGCCGAUAUUUGUUUUGUUUUUUUUUCACAACUGAUCUUAAGUUACUUUUGAAAUUAUUAUCAUUUGAUAUAUAUAAGUUUGCCUUGUAUUUUGUUUUUUAAAAAUUGCUAUGGAUAUGUAGUGUUUAGUUCAAAAAUUGUAAAAAGUAAAGGAUGAAAAUUCAAAAUGGAUUUCAUUAUGCAAUAAAUAUCAGCUUAAUAGUCCUUCUUCAACUUUAUCUUAAACAAAACAAAAUAUCUAAAUAAAAAUUAAAGGCAUGAACUCAG
This is a messenger RNA of Aplysia californica (California sea hare), 4893 nucleotides long. RefSeq lists its product as uncharacterized. The record is from RefSeq and is a predicted model, not a curated record. The transcript is spliced from 4 exons. Lineage: Eukaryota; Metazoa; Mollusca; Gastropoda; Aplysiida; Aplysiidae. Bases 2843 to 3220 code for a protein of 125 amino acids.